GUCCGGCUUAAAUUUUUUUGAGGCUGAGGUUAGAAUUUAUUUGUUUUAUUCUUCGAGCAAAAUGUCAUAUUUUUGUAAUACGUUUCACUAAAAAGGAGGGUCAAAAAGUAGAGGUGAUCAAAAAAAAUCUUCAACCAAUUCAGUAUAUCUGUAAAGCUUUGGUUUUAAUACGAAACAUCAUAUGAUAUUAGUGUUAUUGGUAUCCCAGACAACAAUUUUCUGUCCUCCCACUCUUUCUCUCCCUGUGUCUCUCGCUCUCUUCCCUUUCUUUUUCAUUCACACUCGCGCUUGCUAUCCUCAGUGAACUACUGUUCCCAUAGUUCCAGAGGUGUAAAGUGAGGCCAGCUACGGGUGCCCGGAUGGCUUUGACAGUCAGGCACGUUGGAGAGGCACAGCGGAGACUAGGGCGCAAGAGAGACACAGAGCUGGAAUUGCAGAGGCAGAGACGCACGGGCGCACGGUCGAUUCUCGCCUCCCGCAUACUGGGGAGUCCCGUGCCUGUCACCAAAACCGGAGGACAGCGCUCUAGUGCGGUUAUGUCAGCACCUUAAUUUGGGAGAAGACUGUUAACCAACGUCCCUGCUCCCUAUUUUUGAAAAUUUCCCCCCUUUUGUUUUUUUGCUUUCCCAUCUUUGUGGGUGCAGAUAUUGAUGUGAGCCAGAGGAGCGGUUUUUCCGUUGAGUCGCACGAGACGGUGGCGCGCGACGGCAGGAAGAGACAACGUUUACAUUGAUGUGGGAGGACUCUCUCCCUCCGAGGCGUGGAGCCCAGAUGAAGGGGAAAUGCUGCGCGCUGACGGCUGCAGCCGUCAAGGCAACGGCUCCGUGACCCGGGCGAGGAGAGGAGCGAAGCACCGCCACCGACAGCCGCGCGAGCCGCCAGCCCCGCCAGCCAGCGUUGACACCGCAACAGCUCCAGCAGCCAGCGCGAGCCCCCAGACUCUCUCUCUCUCUCCCUUGCAUGUGAGGUUGCCAUAGUCAGAUGUCCUCUUGAUAUGGAGGUCGUCAUGGAGAUUGAGAAGACAGAAUGGACACAUAUUCAUCAACCAUGGGCAAAAGACAGGAGCAGAGGGGAGAGGGAGAAGUAUGUGAGCUCUCCACUGCAGUAUUGAUGACCCAAUGAUCCCCUGCAGAACAGAGCCAGUCAGGCAGACAGAGUGAGGCUCAACUCAGAAUCAAAAUCAGAAUCAGCGCCACAACCAUUCAGUAAAAGCAACCAACUGAGUAGAAUAUGAAUGGUCCUUGAGUCUUCUUGCUAGCUGUUAGAGGAAGACAGCUACAAAGAAGAAACAUUUACAUACAGCAGAAAACAUCUUUUUCCUCCCUCACUACCAGCGAGACCAUACACUGAAUGAGUGGCUUGUCAGAUCAGCUAUUUUCAGGCCAAUCUGGGGCUCCAGUGGGCUGUGGUGGGGACCAGGCAGAGGAAAAAGGGUGCGUUGGAGGGCUGGAGGAGCUGGAACGGCCCGAGCUCUGGACCAGGGAGCUUGGGUUCCAGGCGGAGUCCCAAGAUCCCUCCAACGAUGGACUGGCACCGGUGACCUCCGACCACUUUCCCCCUUCCUCUCCUUCUGCCCUGGCCAACGGCCUCCACCUACAGAGAAGACUGGGGCACAACACCUGCCGGCGGAGGCAGACGGAGACUCACACUACAGCCGAGACACAUACAUUCGCAGAGACAUUUAGAAACAUGCAGACGCACAUAGACCCAGAUGUGCAUGCGCAGGCUGUUUCACACGCACACAUGGAUAAUUGUGGACACAUGGAUAUCAAUGCACAUACGGGUUCUGUUGGGCCAGAACACUCCAGAACUCUCACGCCAGAGGCCAUACACACAACCUCACCUCAACCCCUGUCUUUGGCACUCGGGAAUCAUCCUUCCUCCACCAAUCAGCUCGCAGCCCCUAUCCUCACACCAGAGACAGACAUGCCCUCAACCUUUUGUCCAGUUCCUAUUGGUCCAAACACAAACCCAGGCUCCUCUCCUCUUCCUGUGGAGGCUGAGAAGAAGUAUGCACUCCGCAGCUCUGGACGUCCCCGCUUCCCCUGUCACCUGCGCAAAUCCUCACGCCUCCGCCGAAGCAUAGAGGAUGGGGAGAAGAGAGCAGUGAGGGAGAGGGGAGGAGAGGAGGUGGAUGAAGUAAUAGAGGAGAAGAUCUGGAGGGUUAAAGAAGAGGAAGUGGCGGUUGGCGAGAAGGAAGAUCAUAAGCCUGUUGAAGCUGUUCUCCCCACGGCUCCCUGCCCUACAGACGUCGCUCUUGCUCUAACUGUACCCAAACCUGUCCCUAAAGCUACACCUAAACCUGGGCCCAGACUUGGGCAUAAACCUGGACCUAAAUCCAGGUCUAGGCCCGCGCCAAAAUCUGUCCAAAAAGCAGCUCCUAAAAGUGUCAUGAAACAGCGUCAGGCAGCGCAGUCCAUUCAUCAUCGUGUUACCCCUCAUCACGCAUUUGUGAACACGUCCACCAUCCCUGCAUCUCUGCUGAAUGUGAAGGAGGAACCUGUUGCAGAGUCAGGGGUAUCUGCUCCCAAUAACCGGAAAUGUGGACGUUAUGUUGGUGUGAGGAAGAUUGUUGUCAAGGUGGCUCGCAUUCCUGUCAGUCUUAGUCGCCGACAGAAGAGCUACAAGAUUUCCAAUUUGGAGACAGUUACAGGCACAGAGAAAGGCAAUGAUGGCGGACUGGAGGGCUCGGAGGCAGUUCGAGAGCCGACCGCACUUCUCCGCAUGAAGAACAAUGGGAAGAGUGUUAUGGUGAUGUUCCCUCCUGGAGAGCUGCCUGUUAUUCUCAAACGCAGGCGGGGACGGCCACCUAAACAGCCUCUGCCAGGAAUACCCGGAGAGCCUCCGAAUCCCAGCAGUGCCAGUGGUAAUGGAGACCAGCCCAAAAAGCCCCGGAGGCGUCGUCGGACUAAACUCCCUUCUCCUUAUCCAUCUUAUGUUAAUGAUACUAAUGAUGUGAAAACAGAGUAUGGGGACGUUCUGUCUAAACUGGCUUUUUUAAACCGUCAGCCCCCUGCCACUGGCCGCUGCUCUCCCCCUCGAUGCUGGACCCCCAGUGAGCCAGAAAGCUUUCAUGCCCCCUUGGAAAACCCUGGAAUAUCCACCCUACUCCAUCGGCUAACUGGGUUUAGACGCCCACGCGGUGGCAGAGGAGGGGGCCUUGGAAGAGGUGGAGGAGCAGCAGGGGGGAUUGGGGGCAGUGAGCGCAAUAAGAGCACCUUCAGUGACUUCUUUGAAUCCAUCGGCAAGAAGCGGAAACUGAGCCCUCUGUCUGACCAUGGAUUACCUAGGAAAAGGGGAAAGGGGGUGGGUGGAGGCGGGGUUGGACGGGGAGGGGGUAUCGUAGGAACUGAGCCUGGGGGAGAGAAAAUAGUCAGGAAAAGACGUAUGAGAAAAAAUGGUGCAUUUAAAGGAGAAGGAGUUUCCAUGGGGCAAGACUGGCCCAAUGGGGCAGGUGGUUGGGGAGAGGAGGGGGGUAUUGAAAAGGAGAAAGGUCUGGCUGGGUUUCAGCUCUGUGGAUCUCCAAGAGGGGGCUUUUCUUCCUGUGAGGUUGGAAGGGGGGGUGCCUACAGCAGUCUAGGAGGAAGCAGAGGGGUUGGGCCAGUUGGGGAAGACUCACAAGGCCUGUUUGCUGGAUAUUUCCGGUCACUGCUCGACUCCGAUGAUUCAUCAGACCUGUUGGACAUGUCCUCCUCUCAGUCAGAUCCCCGCAAAGCUUCAUCCACCCCUGGUUAUGAGCCAUCCAGCCCAGCUGCCGGGCACAGCUGGUCCCCUGCAUUCUCCAAGUGGUGCUCCAAGGGUGCAAGUUCUGUAGUAGAGGGUUCAGCCCAAACACAUUGCUCCUCGGCCAGGCCACCGUACAGCUAUGGCAGCCUGGCCCAAACAUCGCCCACCACCUCUACCUAUCUCAAGUCCACUCCUCCAUCUCUCUCACACUCUCCCAGCUCCCCCCAUCCUGCCUCUUAUGGCCACUACUCCUCUGGCUACUCCUCCUCUUCUCCUGCAGUGUCACAGAGAUCCUCAGACUGCAGCUUUGCAUACGGGUCUGGACACAGCAGUGGAAAGGCCACCCCUGUUGGCCAGAUUGGUUACUCUAGCUACCAGGCAGCAGCCAAGCGGGGCUUUUGUGGAUACCCUGCAGCAGGUCAUUCCUCCAUGCGGGGGGAGUCAACAGGACCCACAUCACCUGGAGGAGGGUACAUGGCUGUGGCCAAAGGCAGCCAGUUCAGCUCCUCCUCCCCAGAAGGAUACAAACAGUACAACUCCAAUCAGUGGAGCUUCAGACAAGGUUAUGGCGGCUGGUCAACGGACAGCUUUGGGACUCAGUAUCAUGGCUACAGUGAAUAUGGCUCCAACGAGUCCAAAGACAUCUUGGAUAUCUCGAAUUACACCCCCCAGAAAGCCAAGCGACAACCUUUUCCUGAAAGUUUAUCAGAAUCCUCUUCUGACUCUUCACAUCUUGGCUCUGUAGCCACUGGCAGUGGACCGAGCUCCGCAGGUGGCACAUAUAAGCUGAACGAGGCUGCUUCUGUUAGUGCAGAGGGGGGUCAGUCAAGUCUGUCCAGCCUGGAGAAAUUGAUGAUGGAUUGGCAUGAGAGUGCUUCGGGACCCUCCUAUAACUGGAGCCAGAGCGUCCUCUUCCAGGGCGGGGGGACCAGCAAACCUGGCCGCGGUCGCAGGAAACGGACUGAAGCACAAUCAGAAAAAGAGGGGGGUUCUGCGUUACACUCUGAUUCCCCAUCCAGUCCCUCACCAACGCCCACUCCAGGACCUAAACGGGGAGGGGUUGGUGGACGGGGCAGAGGGUCUAGAGGAGGCAGAGGGGGGUUAUCUCCUUGUCAGAGAGAGCGGCCAUCAGGAGCUAAAGGCAGGGGCAAGGCUGUCUCUACAUCAGGAGCAGGAGUAGUAGUGUCUGCUGGAGGUCCAGAGGGGUCUGGGCUGUUCCAGGAGGUGCUGGACUAUUACAGCGGAGACAGUAGUAGCCUCUCUCCCCUGGCCACUCCCAAUCCUGCACCACCCUCCAGCUACCUCCAGGACCCCUGUGAGUACCCCUCCCCUUAUUCUGCCCACCCUUCUACACCUUCCUCUGAAGAGCGAUAUCCAGCCUUAUACCCUGGAGAGUCCUCCUCUUCCCUCUCACCCAGUGUCUCAUCUCCCCCUUACCCUCCCAAGCCCACCCCUCCUCCGCCCCAGUCCUAUCACCCAGUCCCAUCCAGGACCUUCUCCCCUUCCUGCUCUCCCUCACCACGAGUAACACCCCACUGCGGCACUGCACUGAGUCCCUCACAUCGCCCGCCUCCAAAAGACCCCCAGUUCUCGCAGUAUGACUCCCCCAGCUACUGCAGCUCCCCCUACUGGUACGGACAGACAUCGCACAGCGGCAGCCCCAGCCCACACUCACACAGCACACACUCAAAUACAGCCGUGCACACACACAGCAACCCGCACACAAGUCCUCAUGGAAACGCACAUGGCAAUCCACUCGCUAGCCCAAACGCAAACACACACUCACACACACAUAUAACCCCGACUCCCCACGACACACACCAUCACAACACACAGCCUCACGCAAACCUGAGCUCACACACCAACACCCAUCCCACCUCACAUCUCCAAAGCAACCCCCUCACCCACUCAAACCCUCACACCAACAAUCAGCCCCUCCACAAUGCACACACCAACCCCAACACUCAUCUCCCCUCCCACACACACUCCAACCCCAGCCCCAGCCUCCUCUCCCACUCAACGCCUGUGCUUUACGAGGAGCGCAGCCCUCCCUCCACCAUGACUGCCCACAAGCGGGAUCUGACCCCCCACGCCAUGAGCACAGGCCUUUGCCAGGGUCCCCUGCCUCACUCCCCAUUCCCCAAACCUCCCCUCGACUCCUCGCCCCAUCAGGAGGACACUAGCGGCUUCUCCCUGUCCCACCAAUCCUACCAGGGCAUGGGACACCGCUACCCCUCCCAGGUGGCUCAGGGAGGUGGGGUGCUGUGCCAGCUCCUGGACCCAGCCAAUGAUGACAGCUUCAGCGUCACCAGCCUGUAACAGCAGGUGCAUUCAAUCCAAGCUUUUACAGAUUUGCAAACAUUUUUUUUGUUAAGGAGACUUCUUUGUGAGAGACUGUGAAAUGAAGGGUGAGAAUUUAGCUGCCAGCUUUGGACAGUAAAGCUUUAAUUCUCCAGCACUGACAAUCAAAAUCAACCGCAACUUAAACACCCGAGCAUGUACACACACACACACACACACACACACACACACACACACACACACACACACACGCAUGUGCAGAUGAAUUCACUACCUAAACCUGAACACAUAAAAUCAUACGUGUACACACUCACUCACACUCUACGCUGGAACGAGGGACUGGCAAAGAGGAGCUGACAGAUGAAUACCAGACGCUGGCGGACAGAGACAAAUCUAUUUCCUCAUUCUGUUGAGUCCUGCUGUGACACAUAGAGGACUCUGUUUCCCAGAAGUCUGUAUCUCACCAAAUCUUUCUGGUGUUGUUCUGUACAUCUGCAAUAUGGACAAACUAGGAUCACAAUGCUCUAUCUCUCUUUCUGUUUCUUUUCUCUGUCCUCUCUCAACUCCCCUUCUUUGCUAAACCAGCAACCGUGUUCUGCACUCGACUCGCCAACACUGCAUUUCUGUCUUGUGCUCUAACCUGAACCGCAUCUGAGCCCAAAUCAACUUUUUAAAUACCAUGAGCCUUGCAAAUGUCCCGCUCUGUGCACUCCUUGUGUCGUGUCCCAUAAGAGAAAAGUGGACUAAACCAGUUUCUGCUCUUGAAAUACCAGCAUCUGUACAUAUGACUCCAGCUCCAAGCCAGGGGGCCCCCUCUUCACUCUGAAGGUCCGUCAUCAACAUGCCCUCCUCAGCGUUCUGCCAUGGUUUCUCUGCUCUGGGGGGGUAGGUGGGUGGGUGUGGGGGGGAUUGCAGCAUGGAGACUCAACAUCCUGUGUUUUGCUGUUUUAACUACAAGGGAAAGAGACAUUGAAAUCACACAAUGGCCCCAAAGAGACUCUUGUUUUCUGUGUGCAAAUGUGAGACAGAGGAGGUUGUGUUUGCGUGAUGCAUGUAUUUGUGUGUAUGUGUGCCUAUAUGUGCGUGUGUGUGAGUAUGCGUGCGUGCCUAUGGGGUCAAAAGGAGUGAAGCUCCCCAGACACCAAAGUCUUGGCGGGGCCUCAUUCUUUCUUUCACUCUCUCCCUUCUUUUUUCUGUGGUCUUGUGUUGUUUGGUGGUUUUUGUGAUGAAAAAAAUUGUAUAUCUGUCUGUUACAUAUCAUGUAUGUAUCUGAGGUGCAAAAUAUUUAAAUACACAUUCUGUUCUUGC
This is a messenger RNA of Seriola aureovittata, 7335 nucleotides long. RefSeq names its product AT hook, DNA binding motif, containing 1 (gene ahdc1). The record is from RefSeq and is a predicted model, not a curated record. The coding region runs from base 1351 to 6045 and encodes 1564 amino acids. Lineage: Eukaryota; Metazoa; Chordata; Actinopteri; Carangiformes; Carangidae. The transcript has 7 exons.